AUGGUGUUGAGAUCCUUCGAGGUGGUGGUGGUGUUGAGAUCCUUUGAGGUGGUGGUGGUGUUGAGAUCCUUCGAGGUGGUGGAGGUGUUGAGAUCCUUCGAGGUGGUGGAGGUGUUGAGAUCCUUCGAUGUGGUGGAGUGGGCCGUGUCUUGGAGCGCGGCCCACUCCCCUGCGCGAUCCAGGGCCCACAACUUCAACCCAGGCGCAGGUUGGAGCUCGCUGCCCGGACAAAUGGCCGAUCCUUUUCCUUAUCGAGCUGAACUCGACUUGCCUGUCCCGCAGCGGCGUAACUGCUCUCCAACUCCCACCAAAAAGGAGCACCGUGGACCAUCGCGCCUCAAGCCACCUCCGGGCUUCCCGGGAUCGAUCCCCGCUCCCUGCUCCCGUGUGUGGGAAAGACUGGAGUGUGUGCGCCCGCUCUCCGUGCGUGAGGAAGACUGA
Molecule: messenger RNA, 441 nt
Organism: Knipowitschia caucasica
Lineage: Eukaryota; Metazoa; Chordata; Actinopteri; Gobiiformes; Gobiidae
Source: the annotation of a GenBank genome assembly